UCCCCUAAAAAUGAAAAGAGGGGUGUAAUGCUAUGAAUAUUUUUACAGUCAUUCCAUUGUGUCAUGUUUUUUUCUCUGACUAUAUAUAAUAUACAUGAGGUAGAUGGUUCAAUGAAGAGUUUGAGAGGGAAAUUUUAUACAUAUAUAUGCAGAAUCGCAUUUUCUUUUAUCAUUCUUUUGCAUCACAAGAGCAAAAGAGAUAUUUGACUGGUAUAUAUGGUGAUGGGGGGUGUAUGUUUUUCUUUUUUGUUACUCCAGAAUAUAUAUAUAUUUACGUGUAGCUUUUCUCCGUGGAAAAUUGGGGAAGAGCAAAAAGAGCGAAAGGGGAGAGUCGAAUGAAAACUUUUAUGAGAGACACUUUGCAUAAGCGUAAAAGUUUGAUUGUUGUAAUUGUUGUAGAAUGGAUUUACAUUUGUAUAGUCUUCCCAGCAAAAGAAUUUUUCAUUGCAAAUUUUGAGAGCAGAGAAAAUACAAGAUUUAUGCUCUAUCGCGAGAUAUUCAAGUGAUGCUAGAGGAUUCCCCAAGCUAAAGUGGAUUUUGGUUUUUUUUUUCAUACACCGCUCUUUUUUUCCAGGUGGCUUGGGUACGAGUGGACACUCAGACAAUUCUGUCCAUUCAUCACAACGUCAUCACGCAAAAUCCCAGGAUUACACUGUCCUACAAUGAUCAUAGAUCGUGGUAUCUGCAGAUAAAGGAGGUGGAAGAGAACGACAGGGGAUGGUAUAUGUGCCAAAUCAACACGGAUCCAAUGCGAUCGAGAAAGGGAUACUUGCAAGUUGUUGUGCCACCAAUGAUCUUGGAACAGUACACGAGUAAUGAUAUGGUUGUGCGAGAGGGCUCAAAUGUUACGUUAAAUUGCAAAGCAAAGGGAUAUCCUGAGCCAUACAUCAUGUGGCGUCGAGAGGAUGGCAGCGAAAUGUCCAUCGGCGGUGAAAAUGUUGCCGUCGUUGAUGGAGAAGUGCUGUCGAUUGUUAAAGUGAGUCGACUCCAUAUGGCGGCUUAUUUAUGUGUAGCUUCAAAUGGGGUUCCACCGUCAGUGAGUAAAAAAUUGGAACUCCGGGUUCAAUUUCCCCCCAUGCUCUCGAUCCCCAAUCAGCUGGAGGGUGCCUAUACUGGCCAGGAUGUCACUCUGGAGUGUCACACAGAAGCAUAUCCGGCAUCGAUAAAUUACUGGACGACAGAUCGUGGAGAUAUGAUUAUAUCAGACACUUCACGCGCAGGAGAUAAAUUCGAGACGCUGUCCAUCAGCAAUGGCUACAGCAAGUACAUGAAGCUGAAGAUACGAAAUGUUGGACCCAAGGACUUUGGUUCAUAUCGAUGCGUAGCCAAGAAUUCUCUCGGGGAAACAGAUGGUCUUAUAAAGCUCGAUGAAAUUCCCGCACCGACAACGCCAAUGACAACGGAAGUGUACCACUUGAAUCGGUCAAGGGUGAAGAAUCGGAAGAAGUACCUGUCGAGCUUCGUCACCGUUGGAGACUACGGCGUUGAAGAAUGGAAAGAUAACAAUGAUUACAAUGGAGACUUCUCAUUGCCAUCGCGAGGGCCACCACCCAUUCGACAUCCACCUGGUGCAUAUCAUAACAAUUCCCAUCCACCCUUCAUAGCACCAUCAACUUCAGCUCUCGUGAUACUCGCAAUCAUCCUCAUUAUCAUGACUCCAAUGAUUAUGAGAUGAGAACAUUCCUUCCCGCCCGAAGGGACAACACAUUUUGCCACACUUCUCCAGUAAGUUCAUCACAUUUCUUACAUCGUUGCGUUUUCACAGAUAAAAAAAGCAACAACAAGAAAAAAAGAAACGAUAUAAAAAAGAAGAAAAUAAUAACGUUAAACUCAUUGAGUCAUUUUCACGCACAGUUUAUUUGAUAAACAACAGAGACAUCUUAAAAAGACAAAUCCUAUGAAUAUUGAAUGAAUUGUGCUAUAGAACUUUAAAAAAAAAGUGAAUCUUCUCCGUUCUUCACAAUAAACCAAAAACACAGUCAUUUCUUUCUGCGGUGCUAAAGUGUAAUUAAUAUUGAUCAUUAAUACCUAAACGUAUAGUUAAGAUAUUACCAAGCGUAUUCAGUUUUCGAGAGUUUAUUCUAUUAAAAAAAUGCGA
Messenger RNA from Phlebotomus papatasi, 2098 nucleotides. RefSeq names its product lachesin-like. NCBI's taxonomy places the organism in Eukaryota, Metazoa, Arthropoda, Insecta, Diptera, Psychodidae. The record is from RefSeq and is a predicted model, not a curated record. The transcript has 7 exons. The coding region runs from base 725 to 1675 and encodes 316 amino acids. Gene Ontology annotation, cellular component: neuron projection.